CACAAGCCCGCAAUGGAACACAGAGUGACCUGUUGCUUGGAGAAGCGCUCCCGGGUGGAAUGUCUCUCUGCUUUCUGGUAAGCUUGCUCUGGUGUCACGACAUUCUAGCAGUAACAAUGGACGAAGGCAGGGUAUUUUCCAGAAAUGACACCUAUGUCUGGAAUGACAGUACAGAGGUGGACCUGUCGAACGGAAAGGAAGGGGGUCCGGAGGUGAUCAUUGUACCUGUGAUUUUUGGAUUCAUAUUUCUGCUGGGCAUCAUUGGGAACACUUUGGUCAUGAUAGUCAUUGGAAGAAUCAAGUCCAGGAGGUCGAGGAGCAUAACUAACAUUUUUAUCGUCAAUUUGAGCAUAGCGGACUUGUCCUUUCUGCUCGUCUGCGUCCCCUUCCAAGCCACGAUAUAUUCCUUGCCGGAGUGGGUAUUCGGGGCUUUCUUGUGCAAGUUCGUGCAUUACUUUGUGAUGGUGAGCAUGAUGGUGAGCAUCUUCACCCUGGUCGCUAUGUCCAUUGACAGGUAUAUCGCGGUGGUGCGUUCCAAGAGGUCCCCCUGCAUCCGCAACAAGAACAACGCCUUUAUCGGGGUCGGCACGAUCUGGGUGCUGUCGUUUGUAUUCGCCAUCCCAGUCGCCCAACACCAGACCCUCACUAGCCACCGGGAAGCCCCCAACAGCUCGUUCUGUUGGGAGGAAUGGGCUGACAGGACAACCAAACAAACCUACAAAGUGACCAUCUUGAUAAUUGGAUACCUGCUGCCCUUGGUUUUAAUAACGUGGUGCUAUGCCAAGGUUUUGUAUCACCUUCAUAAAAAAGUGAAAAACAUGUCCAGGAAAUCAAAAAGAUCUAAGAAAAAGACCGCACAGACAGUGCUGCUGGUGGUGGCCGUGUUCCUGAUCUGCUGGAUGCCACACCACAUCAUCGCCAUGUGGGCCGAGUUCGGGGCGUUCCCCCUCAACGAUGCCUCCUUCGCUUUCCGCAUCAUCGCCCACUGCCUGGCCUACGGCAACUCCUGCAUCAACCCUAUCCUGUACGCCUUCCUCUCGGAGAACUUCCGCAAGGCCUGUCAGCAGGUCUUCACCUGCAAGUUCCUCUUUGCCCCGCUGCCCGAGGAGAAAGUGGUGAGGAUCCGAAUGGAGAACUUCUCCACCACGCGCUCCACAACCAACGUUUAAACCAAAAUACAAAACAAAACCAGCAAACUCUGUAAAUAGACUCAACGAAAGUCCUUGAAAGUGAACUUUUCUUACCAAUGUAUUUAUUAAGGAGAGCAAGGAUAAUACUACUUUGUUUUACGCUUUGAGGGCCUGCGUGCGAGCACGUUGGACGAUACUGCAGACAGGCAACAUGACUGUGUCAGCUCCCAGCGUUCAGACAGAGGAUGUAGUGGAACAAGACGCCUUGCCUUCUAGUUUAGAUUUUUAAACUCAGCCCGCUAGAUUGUAUUCCUUUCUGAAUGCUCAUCUUCAGCAGCUGUUCUUAUCUGUGCCAAAGAGGCAACGGAAAACACAAAGAAUGGUUCAGUGCUCCCCCUGUUGUCAGGUGCUGUAGUUGCAUGACCUUACUAUUUGGAAGUUGGAAGAAUGGAAGUUACUAGUGGAAUGACAUUAUGGGGCAAAUGGCCACAGCCAUGGCCAAGCCACUUUAAAACUGGUUUUGAGGUAUAAAGGACCUCCUUAUAAAGGAGGAGCACUGUAUAACUUUGAUUAACAUCAUCAGAGUUUGACACACCCCUGCUAUUGUAGGGGUACAAACGACCGGCAUGCACUGGUAGUCUAUUGCAGGACCACAGCUAUGUGCUACAGUAUCAGGACCACUGUGCAAUAUAUGUUCCAAAUCCAUUCUGUUCUGUAGCUUUUCUAUAUGUCCCUUUUUGUUGCUCAUGUUUAUUUUCAAUCUGCUAGGCACAUCACAGUAAACUUUGUAAGAGAAUCAGUUUGGUAAUUGGUACUGAUUCUAGGCAUAGUGAACAAGUUUGAGUGUACGUGGAGAACAUUCAUUUCAACAGUAAUUUAUUCAUCAUAACGUGCGCCAGGUCUUUUUCAAUUAUACCUAUUAUUUUUGGAGAUGCGCUGUCAACAGUUUUGACACACUGGUGGUAAAAUCUGAAAAAAUAUAAAUAACAGUCCACAGAGGAAAAACAAAACCUGCAGCACUCAUCCAAUUUGGUUUUUGAUGCAUUUCCAGAACAGUGAAGAUCGAAUUACUGUGUUCAGUGACACACAUCCCUCAGAACAGAUCUGAAAUACUGAGAGAAAAACCAGGCUGCUGUCCUUGGAGGCUGGCUAUGUGAAAGGCUCAAGGCAGAUUGUGUUUAUGUAACAAACACAACGAAGAUUUGUGAAUUUCUAGUGUGUAGUGCCAUUGAAAUGCAACUUUAUAAUUACGAUGUUCAGAACCCUUUGUUGGCUUUAUAUUGUAGUCCAUUAGUCCUCAGAGCUGCACAGCAAUGUUUUAGUGCCAUACGUCUUGUUUACCGUGCCAUUAAAAUGCACACCUACUUUAUUACCACAGGUGCGUUAUGCUUUGUUUUUCCUAUUCAACUGUAUUGCUCAGUCUGUAACUUGAAGUGUAAAUGUUUGUAUCGCAGUAUUUGAAGUGGUUCUGUAAAUAAGAAUGAAACAAUAAAAAUAGUAACUUGGGGUUGUACUGAACUAUUAUUCCUUUCCAAAACACUAACAGCGUGUACAUAGAACACAACGUCUCACUUCCAUGGAUUCACUGGGUGGGGGUCCUCGGCCAGGAUACCUUCAUAAUGUUACGUGGGGGCAGCUUGAGCCAAGAGCGUUUGGGAAGAGUGAAGCGUUAGACAACAGGUAGCUAAUCGGGCUCUAUGAAAACCAGCCAAAACACAAUUGUGGAUUAGUCCUUCUUACACUGGCCUGCUGCAAAGACACUGUGAAUGCUCUCUACUCAGCUGAGGUUAGGAGUAACGGCAAAAGCUAUGAUGGUCUGUAGUAAAUAAUGAGGUUAUCCACCUCCUCCAGAACAGCAAAAUAACUCACAUUUCCUUUAAAUCACCUCAUGACUACAGGUUAAUUAAAUUGUAAGAGUGUAAUGGGACAAUUACUUUACUGGGACAGUACUAUCAGUCAGUCGUUGUUUGCUGUAACCAUGCAAUAAAAAACAGUGUAGGUCGCCAUUUCCUAGGUCUGCGGUUACUUAGUUGUUUUUAAUGUCUGUUUUGUGGUUGAAGUUUAUUCUAGUUUUUCAAAUCAACAUUAGAGAGUUUAAAAAGCAUUUUUUAAAUAAGGUGCGAGUGAGUUUAACAAACAUG
Messenger RNA from Polyodon spathula (Mississippi paddlefish), 3271 nucleotides. Its product is annotated as galanin receptor type 1-like. The record is from RefSeq and is a predicted model, not a curated record. Gene Ontology annotation, biological process: G protein-coupled receptor signaling pathway. NCBI's taxonomy places the organism in Eukaryota, Metazoa, Chordata, Actinopteri, Acipenseriformes, Polyodontidae. Gene Ontology annotation, molecular function: G protein-coupled receptor activity. The transcript is spliced from 3 exons. Gene Ontology annotation, cellular component: membrane. The coding region runs from base 60 to 1169 and encodes 369 amino acids.